AUGGGUGGCAAGAGAGGAGGGUCUAAAGGUGGCGCCAAUAAGCAGCAAGCUGGCGCUGUGGAUACCGGGGACGAUCCUACGUCCUCACAAUAUAGAGUUAACGCUUGUAUAGUAUUAGCCGAGAACUUCGAUGAGGGCUGUCAAACUAAUACAAUAUUCGGUGAAGGACCCGAGGUGGAUAGGAUAGCGGGGCUCCUACCUUUGCCUGGUGGCACCACUCUACUUCAACGUACUGUCGACUUAGCCCUAGACACCCUCAAUCUGGGCAGUGUAUAUGUCCUAUGCCGUCAGUGCAACACGCCAACAGUAGAAGACCAUCUUACACGUAGCAAGAGGAUGACUGUUAGUAGUGUGCCGGAUACAUGCUCGUCCAUUUGCGAAGUACUUCGGGCAUUCGGUUCCGGAGUAACUCAGUGCCCAUUGGCUCAGCAGGAUUUCCUUCUCUUGAGGGGAGACUCCCUAGCACAGCCACGUGUUGUCAAGCCUAUAUACGAUAGUAUACUGGAAUACCACUCAUCCAGGAGGAAGGUGUCCAAAUCGGAAUAUCUUAUGACAAGGAUCUUUGUGUCGGCUUCGACUGAAUCAACGUCAUCUGACGAUAUUCUAACGAACAUAGUGGUGGGUACAGGAGGUAUCGGGGAUGCCAAGGGAGAACUCGGUGAUAACCUGAAACAGCAGGGUAUCAUGACCGGAGAGUUGCUGCACUGGUCGGCUGAGGAGUCGUCCUCCACAACCGUUGGACUGUCUGAGCCUCUUCUCCACUGGGGAUUCGGCUCCACCUCGAAGUUCCAGGAGAUACGCUAUCGAACAGGGGUACAAGGCGAUGGUUCUCUAGGGGAUGUAUUCUCACCUGAUGUAUUCCGCCUUUUGGAAGAAGAAGCCGACUAUAAGUCUCUUCGGGACGACUUGGUUAAACUCACUAUUGGUGCCAAAUUUGAUGAUGGCGUAUGCCCCUUUGGGAUUGGUGCAUGCGUAGUGCCACCACUCCCACAUCAACUGGUCCGAGCCACUAGCCCACAUAAGUCACCUAGAGACUUCCUAACCCCUUGGCCCAGUCAUAACGUAGAGUCCAGGCAUCUGUUUGGUAGCAAGGAUUCUAAAUGGGGUAUUGGUGGCCAAGCAUGUAGCGAUAUAACUGAGGUUAAUGGAGAAGUCGCCUUCAUUGAUACGAGGGCCACCAUUGAUGUAUCAGCUAAACUCCAGCAGUGCUACAUUGCUCCUGGAGCUACGAUUGGAGCAGGGGCUGUCGUGGAGAGUAGCAUUAUAGGGCCGGAUGCUGUAGUAGAAGCAGGGUCUAUUAUCAGAAGGUCUAUCCUCCAUGCCCGAUCCACUGUAUCACCAUCGACAACUAUCGAGUGUGUAGUGGUCCCUCCAGAGGGCACUAUCACUACAUCGGUUAGGGCCCCUCCAGUGGAUGGAAUCACCAUUGAGUCCCCAUUGCCGGAUACAGCCCAGGCACUUGCUAAAAUGGAGGCCGCUAGAUCAUCUAGGCCGGGGUCUGUGAGUACUGAAGAGCCUAUCGAGGAUGACGAUGAUGUUGGGGAGUCGUUGAGUGGAGACAAUGCAUUCAAGAAGGGCUUCAGGACUGAGGUAUAUGCUUUCUUUAAGGAGGGCUGGGACGAGAAGCAGGAUGUAUCACAUGUGUGUCAGCAGUUGAGAAUAUAUCGGACUACAGAGCAGGCCCCUCUACCAGAGUUAUUGACGGCUACUGUAUUGGCCCUUGCACGAGUAUGCUGUGAGAUCCUUACUACUGAUAGCAAUAGUAGCAAACCUAAACAGCCCAUCGUGGCAUCAUUCUACGAGUAUUGGGAUAAUGCUCUUGAAGAGCUUUACUUGACAGAUCAGUCAGGCCUCUCAGAGUGGUGGGUAGAGGCUCUGGAUAUUCUUUGUGAUGCUGCCUGGGGUUCCCAAUAUGGAGAGGACUUCAAGCAGGAAUGUUGUCUGUUUAUAUGGGGCAUGUACGCUAAUGACUAUUUGAGUAAGGAGGACCUCUUAGCAUGGUGGAGUCGUGCCCCUGAUGCAUACCAAGAACUGCCCCUAAUGGCGCAGUUGAUAGGGCAGAUAGAGGAGGAUGAGGAUGAGGAGGAGGAGGAAUCCGAUGAUGAUGACUCAGACGACAGCGACUCUGAAUAG
This is a messenger RNA of Perkinsus marinus ATCC 50983, 2133 nucleotides long. RefSeq lists its product as hypothetical. Gene Ontology annotation, cellular component: eukaryotic translation initiation factor 2B complex. The record is from RefSeq and is a predicted model, not a curated record. Bases 1 to 2133 code for a protein of 710 amino acids. Gene Ontology annotation, molecular function: translation initiation factor binding; translation initiation factor activity; guanyl-nucleotide exchange factor activity. The transcript is spliced from 17 exons. NCBI's taxonomy places the organism in Eukaryota, Perkinsozoa, Perkinsida, Perkinsidae.